AUGAUGGAGGGCGCCGCCCAGCUCCUGGCCGACGGAUUCGCCGGCUCCCCGCUCCUCGGGGCCAGCCCCUCCCACGGCAAUGAUGGAGGGCGCCGCCCAGCUCCCAGCCGAUGGAUUCGCCGGCUCCCCGCUCCUCGGGGCCAGCCCCUCCCCCGUGCCGGGUCGAGCAUCGGCUUGGAGGCCCUUGGGGCUGCCGCCGGUGCGGGAGUCCCGCGCGGCCGUGCGGGCUGGGGACCGAGCGGCGGGCCAGCCACCUGUGCCCCGUCCGCCCUGCUGCUGAGCCAUCCUUGUACCGUUGCACGCAUCUUCGCACCGCCCGGCCAGCCUCUGGUGCGCACCUCUGCUUUUACUAGCCACGAACCACGAGCAUCACCUGUUUGGUGUUGUGCCUACGAGCGUGUUGGAGAAAUCUGUGUCCAGAGGGUGGAGAAGAUUGAUGCGGAGAGGAAGACGAUGGCGACAGAGAGCGUGUGUACUCCAGCCUGUUGGAUUUAUCACAGAGGCCCCACUAAUUUGGCUUGA
Molecule: messenger RNA, 522 nt
Organism: Triticum turgidum subsp. durum (durum wheat)
Lineage: Eukaryota; Viridiplantae; Streptophyta; Magnoliopsida; Poales; Poaceae
Source: the annotation of a GenBank genome assembly